AUGCCCAGUAACAGGGGAUGCACCGGCCACCUCCUUGACACGGCUGUCCCCACUCCACCCCCCACGUCCCUGAUCGAUGGCUUUUCCACUCUUCCUGGCUGUUCAGGUAGGACCACCCCACACCAUGAAAGCCCAGGUGUUGGGUACGUAGCUGUGCCCAGCGGCGGCUGCAGCCCUUGGGCAAAGAAUCCACACCCGGAGCAGCAGGUGGCGGCGGGUCGUACGUUUGUGUCUGUACGGGCAGGUUUCAGUUCCCUCUACUUGAAUCGUCAAGGCACGCGACUCCGAAGGCUCCCUCAAGGGGAGCAACGGGCUUGGAAGCUUGCCGGGAGCUGGGUUUUUGUGCGGGCAGCUGGGCGGCCGGCCUCGCUGGGCGGGGCGGGUGGGCGCCGCUGCGCUGCUGGCCGCGGCCGGGAGGGGGCGGCCGCGCGCACUUCCUGCGCUGCGCCCGCCCGGCCGCGUCGGGGCGGCUGGAAGCGCGCGUCGCGGCGUCCCCACGGCUCCGGCCCGCCUGCGUCCCUGGACGCCCCAGGCCCCGCGGUUCGCCUGCCGGCUGCCUUCAUGGACGCGGCGCUGAAGCGGAGCCGCUCGGAGGAGCCGGCCGAGCUCGUGCUGUCCGCCCGGGGCGCGGAGGCGGCGGCAGAAGAGGGCAUGGAGCAGGGGCUGGAGGAGGAGGAGGAGGAGGUAGAUCCCCGCAUCCAGGGAGAAUUGGAGAAGUUAAAUCAAUCCACGGAUGAUAUCAACAGACGGGAGACUGAACUUGAGAGAGUACCAGAGGCCUCGACGCCAGCCAGCUGCCGCCUCGUCAGAUGGAUAUCAGCCUCCUCCUCCAACCUCAGUUUGCCUCUGGCCUUGUUGGAGCAGCACCAUAUCCCCUUUGCUCUCUGAUUUAUAUCAAGAGGGCCAGGCUUUUUGAGCUGUUGAAGUAACCUUUUACCCAGAAAGGCCCUUGGAUCUAAGCCUGAUGUUUGAAAUUAAGAAAAUAAAUGUAUUUUCCCACGGACA
Molecule: messenger RNA, 1005 nt
Organism: Manis javanica (Malayan pangolin)
Lineage: Eukaryota; Metazoa; Chordata; Mammalia; Pholidota; Manidae
Source: RefSeq, a predicted model, not a curated record